Messenger RNA from Symbiodinium sp. CCMP2456, 1770 nucleotides. NCBI's taxonomy places the organism in Eukaryota, Dinophyceae, Suessiales, Symbiodiniaceae. The record is from the annotation of a GenBank genome assembly.
AUGUCAACCUCUUCAUCCAACGUCACGCCCCAGUACAUGACGGUGAUCCCACCUGGAGCUCUUUCACGAUCCUCCGGAAUGCCAAGGGCACCAUGCAUGUUGAUGUCCACAACCACAGAGACAGCCGUAACUACGCUACCUCUUUUGGCAACCACAGCUCUGGAGGACUUUGGGUCCAAGACAACGACGGUGGGGCAUGGAGACGACACCCGAACGGUGAAGAGGUCGAGGGCAGGAGAGCGGUAUUCGCUCGUGGCCUAUACCACCCGCACCGUCUUCGAGAUCACCAAGUCCGAGCGGACCAAAGCGGAGCUUCCGAAAGAGCCUUUGGAAAAGGGCGGCGCAGUUGCGUACAUGGUGACCAGGCCAUCCCGACCUACUACGCCCAUCCUCGAGAUUGGCGGCGUGCAUCUGGACGAAGAGAGGCUACCGCAAGCGAAGGCAAUCGUCUGGGAGGCAGCAGAACAACAACUACGCGAUGGAAGAACCGUGGUCUUCGAGAAGGACGAAGAGAUGGGUCCGCUGUGGAGCGAGUGCAAGAGAAAGUGGGAGAACUACGCGACCGAAACCGUGUGGAUAGACGAUCACCGAGAAUGCCUACGUGUUCGGUCGUCUCCACCGACAACCGCCUACCCCACCGAGAUCGUGGACGCAGAGAAGGAGGCACCCAAGGAUUUCGACGGAGCUCGGGGUAUUACCCUCGGAAAGAACAUCCCGCCCCAUGUGUCUUCCGCUCUCAAACGCUUGCAUCAGAAUCUCGGCCACCCAAGCCAGGCGGAUUUCUUGAGACAUCUCCGGCUAGCAGGUGCUUCACCCGCAGUCCUAAAGGCAGCCAAGACGCUGCAAUGCCAGACGUGCACCCGCACUAAAGCCACGGCCAUCGCCAAGCCGGCUGCUGUGGGCAACUUCCUCCAGUUCAAUCAGGUGAUCGGUGCCGAUCUUAUCUAUGUCCAUGACACCGACGGCGUGAAGCACGAACUCCUAUCGCUCGUCGACUUCUCCUCUUCCUAUCACAUCGUGAUCCCUGUCCCGAGGAAGAAUGCCAAUGUUCUGGAGGGCGCCCUAUGCGACCACUGGAUCAAUGUAUUUGGUGCCCCAGGAACUAUUGCCGUCGACCUAGAGAACGGCCUACAGAAGGCUUUCGGGCGCAUUGGCGACUGGACUGGAAUGAAGAUACGAAGCUGUGCAGGUCAAGCCCACUACCAGGCCGGAUUCACCGAAAGACAGGGCGGGAUCUGGAAAGCAAUCUUCAACCGGAUCAAUGAGGAGAUGAGUGUCACCAAGGACGAGAUCAAGUUGGCGAUUGCCGCUACGUCCAAUGCGAAGAAUGAGCUCAGGAAGGUGUCCGGAUAUUCACCAUCCCAACAUGUCUUCGGAACUACACGCAAUCUGCCCGAGGACUUACUGGAUGGCCCCGCUAACCAGAACCCCGGCGACGAGAUCUUUGUUGGCGACAAGCAUGCACGAGAGGUUGCUAUUCGAUCGGCCGCCCGUGCAGCCUUUCACCAAGUGCAAGUUGACCAGCAAGUUCGGCGUGCACUACAUGGUCGAAGUCGAGUUCAAGCCCGGGACAUUCAGGUUGGCGAGCAGGCUUUCUACUACCGCAAGUUCAAGAAUUCCAAAAGGGGAGCCUGGCAUGGACCUUGUUCCAUCAUAGGCAGAGAAGGCCCGAACUACUGGGUGAGCAGAAACGGACGAUGCGUCAUGGUGUCACCGGAACACAUCAGGCCGGCGACACCGGAAGAACUCGGCGAGGUGUUCAAUUUGCGG